CUUCCCUUCCUUUUCCCCAUUCGCUCUCCCUCCCCCCACCGUCGUCUUUCUCUCCCCUCUCAUCCCAGGUGUGCCAUUGUCGAGCCUCACCACCAGGCCGCUGUUCAAGAUGACCAUCAACCCGACCUUCCUUGCUCAGCGCACGCGCUCCUCUGCCAACUGGGGUGAUGCGAAGCACCGUGUCCUCAAGUCUUACAGAGAAUGGCUUAGAGCGUCCCCCGAGAUUCAGACUAUGUACUCUCUGAACCUCCCCGUCUCCGCUAUCCGUACGAAGAUCCGCCAGGAAUUCGAGAAGCACCGCUACGUCAACCAGCUGAACGUUGUUGAUGUGCUGUUGUACCAGAGCCACGCUGAGUUCCAGGAAACCCUCAACUACUGGAAGCAGCUGUCGCAUGUCAUGAAGUACUUCCGCCCAGAGGAGGACCCCGGUGCUCGGCUACCUCCCAACUUCAUCUCGGGCUUCUUGGAAGGCCGCAAUUGAAAUUGUGAAAUUAUUAUCACCCACCAUCAUCUCUUUUUAUCUCCUUUAUACUCCUGGUAUCCCUUAGCAUUGAAAGUUCUCUGACGGCUGCGAACGCUGAUAGAGAGUGUGUGAGUGUUAUGUAAAUAUUGUCUGAC
Aspergillus costaricaensis CBS 115574 is the source of this 618-nucleotide messenger RNA. RefSeq names its product putative NADH-ubiquinone oxidoreductase B14 subunit. Bases 110 to 481 code for a protein of 123 amino acids. Gene Ontology annotation, biological process: response to oxidative stress. Lineage: Eukaryota; Fungi; Ascomycota; Eurotiomycetes; Eurotiales; Aspergillaceae. The record is from RefSeq and is a predicted model, not a curated record. The transcript is spliced from 4 exons.